AUGUCUGAACAUAACAGUGACCCAUGUGGUCGAAUGGGAUCAGACUGUUUAGCUUUUAAAUGGUGCUCAUCAUGCCAGGAACUCCUAUGUGCACGUUGUUAUAACUACCAUAGAGUACUCGGUGUAACUAAAUACCAUACUUUUAUUACCGUUGACGAGUAUGAAGCAAUACUACCGUUUAUAGCAUCAGUUCAAAUGAAAUGUGGAGAACAUUCAAAUAAAGAAUACAAGUAUUAUUGCAAGACACACGAUUGUUCUUGUUGUGCAAUAUGCAAACGAAAGUAUCACUUUGAAUGCAAUAAUAUUCAGAAAAUAGAUGAAAUCAUUGAAGACAUAAAUACACAAGAAUCAUUUCAUGGGUUUAAUAAUAGGAGUCAACAAAUAGAACAAAAAUUAAAAAAACUAACAUAUAUUACCGAUACGAACAUUUCAAUAUUGGAUAAAAAAAGGAAAGAACUUUUUACGCAGCUACAUGCCAAUCGUUUGAAAAUCAAUAAUGCGUUUGAUAGUUUUGAAGUAGAAAUAAAGCGCGAACUAAACCAGAAUUUUGACUCAGAGAGAAAGAGACUUUUGGAAAGACGAAACGAAUAUUUACAGAAAAUGGACGAGCUUAAGAAAGAAAAACACAUCAUUGGUAACGUGGCAAGUAUUGAAAUCAAAUCAAACAAACAAUUGUUUCUACUUCAAGAACAAAUGAAUGAUGAGCUGAAAUUGAAAGAAAGUGCAGUCAAAGAUUUGAUCUCUUCACUUGAAGAUGUUAGUUCAGAAUGCAAUGUUGAUUUUGACAUUGAUAAGCACUCAGGUUGCCUAAUGUUGACGAGAACAGUCGCGUUUCACAGAAGUCCAUCUGAAAUAGAUUUAGAAGUAUUGCAUAUUGAGAGUGAAACUGAAACGAUAGAAGUUAUGGAAGAAGAUGAAAUGCAAUAG
Mytilus trossulus (common blue mussel) is the source of this 927-nucleotide messenger RNA. RefSeq lists its product as uncharacterized. NCBI's taxonomy places the organism in Eukaryota, Metazoa, Mollusca, Bivalvia, Mytilida, Mytilidae. The coding region runs from base 1 to 927 and encodes 308 amino acids. The transcript has a single exon. The record is from RefSeq and is a predicted model, not a curated record.